Messenger RNA from Neolamprologus brichardi, 375 nucleotides. NCBI's taxonomy places the organism in Eukaryota, Metazoa, Chordata, Actinopteri, Cichliformes, Cichlidae. The record is from RefSeq and is a predicted model, not a curated record.
GUGAUGAAGAAGAGUGUGAUUGGACCAGACUUUGAAAAGAAGGAUGCUGUACCACCAUACAGUGAAUCCAAACAUGCCCUAAAGCUAAAACGCAGAGCAGAGAGGGAGAAGUCAACAGGGGAUGGUUGGUUUAACAUGAAGGCCCCGGAGAUCACUCAGGAGCUGAAAGGAGACCUCCAAGUGCUGAAGAUGAGAGCAUCCUUGGAUCCUAAGAGGUUCUACAAGAAGAACGACAGAGAUGGCUUUCCCAAAUACUUUCAGGUUGGUACAGUGGUGGACAACGCUGCUGACUUCUAUCAUUCCCGUAUCCCUAAGAAGGAGAGGAAGAGAACCAUUGUGGAGGAGCUGCUCGCUGAUGCAGAGUUCAGACAGUAA